AUGAAUAGUGAUCCGGACGACUGUCUUACUAGAUUACCAAUACCAAAUUUAAAUGAUACGUUAAAUAAAUAUUAUGAAACUAUCGAACCAUUACAAGAUGUAAAACAAAAUGAAAUAUUUAAAAAAAAUCUAUUCUCUGAUGAUAACUUACAAGUAUUAACAAUUUUAGAUAAUGCUUUGAGAGAAUAUGAUAAAUUAUUAGAAUCAGAAAAUCCAAAAAGUUCAUACAUUGAACAAUUUUGGUAUGACGCCUAUUUAUUAUAUGACGAAAGUCUUGUAAUGAAUAUCAAUCCUUUUUUCCAACUUGCUGAUGAUCCAACAAUCAAUAAUAAAACUUUUUAUGAUAAUAUUUCAAAUGGCAGUAUUAAUUAUAUUUAUGGUGAAUACACUUUACAAAUUAAAAGAACUACAAAAUUGGUAAAUUCCAUUUUAAAAUUCAUUAGGGAAAUUCGUCAUAAUAAGCUAAAAAAGGAUUACAUUAUCAAAAGAGAUAAAAAUGGUAAUAGAGUUAAUGUUAAUUUAUCAAUGGAUCAGUAUGAUAAAUUAUUCGGUUCAAGUAGAUUACCGCCUUCAAAAGAUAAUGAUUAUUCUUGUAACUUACAAACUGAUAAAACAUCACAUCAUAUUAUUAUAAUAUACAAAUCUCAUUAUUAUUGGUUUGACGUUUUGGAUGUUAAUAAUAACCCAAUUUUCCAAAAACCUGAGGAUUUGGAAUGGAAUUUAUUUUCAAUAAUAAUGGAUUAUGAAACGAAUCCAAAUACUUCCUUACCAUUCGGUGUUUUCACUACAGAAAAUAGGAAAGUUUGGUCAAAUAUAAGAAAUUACAUAUUUAACGAAGAAGAUAAAACUAAUUAUCAAAACUUAAAACUGAUUGAUAGUGCAUUAUUUGUUAUCUGCCUGGAUGAUAUAGAAUUUGAUUCUACAAAUGAGAAUGAACUGGUCAAAUCAAUGUUAUGUGGGACUUCAAAAAUCGGUUUUACCAACAAAACUGAUGCUGGAUCAAAUGAAGAUAAAAUGGAGCAGACAUUAGGUGUUCAAACUGGUACUUGUUUGAAUAGAUGGUAUGAUAAGUUACAAGUUAUUGUAACAAAAAAUGGGAAAGCAGGAAUUAAUUUUGAACAUACAGGUGUAGAUGGUCACACAGUUUUAAGGCUAGCGACUGAUAUUUAUACUGACUCAAUUUUAAGCUAUACCAGUACAAUUACAGAAAACACUCCAAAGAUAUUUAGCAAUGAUAUUGGAAGAUCAUCAAUGGAUAAUGGAGAAGAAGCCAAAACAGCGAAUGUGAUUACAAUUCCUAGGAAGUUAGAGUGGAAGAUGGAUUCCUUUUUAUCAUCAUCAUUACAUUUUGCAGAAACUAGAUUAUCUGACUUGAUUUCUCAAUAUGAAAUGGUGACACUAGACUUUGAUAAGUAUGGAUCAUCUCAUAUUAAGUCUAAUUUUAAAUGUUCACCAGAUGCAUUUACCCAACAGAUUUUUCAAAUUGCAUAUUAUUCAUUAUAUGGUAAAUUUGAGAAUACGUACGAACCUGCAAUGACUAAAACAUUCCAAAAUGGUAGGACCGAAGCCAUUAGAUCAGUGACAUUGGAAUCUAAAAAUUUUGUUAAAUCAUUAUUUGAUAAAGAUGCAACUGAUGAAGAUUGUAUUAAUUUUUUACAUGAAGCAUGUAAGAAGCAUUCUCACAUUACUAAAGAAUGUUCAAUAGGGUUGGGACAAGACCGUCAUUUAUAUGCACUUUAUUGUAUAUACAAAGAAAGAUUCGAAGAUACUUUGCCAAUACCAAUAAUAUUUAGAGAUAAAUCAUGGAAGAUAUUAAAUAAGAAUAUUUUAAGUACCUCAAAUUGUGGUAAUCCAUGCUUAAAGAAUUUUGGAUUUGGCCCAGUUACACCAAAUGGAUUUGGAAUAGGAUAUGUCAUCAGAGAUGAAUCCAUAUCAAUAGUAGUAUCAUCUAAACAUAGACAAACCCAAAGGUUUGUAUCAUUGAUUGAAAGGGCAUUUCUAGAGGUUGAUCAUAUAUUCCAAAGACAAUAUCCAAGCAAUGAUAAUUCGAUAUCACAUACCAAUAGUAAGAAUGAGAAAAAUUUCAAUUCCUUAGGGUCUUUACACCGUCCAAGAAAGAAACAACAUCCAAAAUCAGAAGAUUUAACAUACUUAUUGGGUGGGUAUGAUUAUUUUGAUGUGAGUGUGACCGGAUGA
Vanderwaltozyma polyspora DSM 70294 is the source of this 2196-nucleotide messenger RNA. RefSeq names its product carnitine O-acetyltransferase YAT1 (gene YAT1). Bases 1 to 2196 code for a protein of 731 amino acids. The record is from RefSeq and is a predicted model, not a curated record. Gene Ontology annotation, cellular component: mitochondrion. Gene Ontology annotation, biological process: carnitine metabolic process. Lineage: Eukaryota; Fungi; Ascomycota; Saccharomycetes; Saccharomycetales; Saccharomycetaceae. The transcript has a single exon. Gene Ontology annotation, molecular function: carnitine O-acetyltransferase activity.